AUGAAAAACAUCAUUUUGUAGUCACCUUUCAAAUAAUAUAAAUAUUAACAAAACCAACUUAAAUAACAUAACAGAAAUCCAUAAAAUUUUAUUGAGGAAAAAAGGAUUUUUGAAUUGUAAGGAAAAUUAGCAUAUUAUGAUCCAUAUAAGUACAGUUAAUUUUUUGGGAUUGUCUAAGUGUAAAUUGAAUAUUCUAAAAAUGGAAUUUAGACAAUCAUAUAUAAUGGCUAAAUUUUAAGAAAGUUUUUAAUAUUUUACAUAUUAUUUUUAGGUAAAAAAGUUAUGGGACUGAUAAUUAACACUAAAAUAUUGAACAUCUUGAACAAAUAUAAUAUUUGAGUUGGGAAGGAAAUUAUGGAAAAAAUAAUUAGAAAAUAGGCGAAUGGAUUGCAUUUUGGAAAGGAGAAAGAUUAUAAGCUGGAGGAAAUUAUGAUGAAUUUGAAUAUAAAAUAGGAUAAUGGGUUGAAUUAGAUCAAAAUUUUUGCGAGUUUAUUUUUAUUUUCAUUAAUUUAUAUUAGUUAUUGUCAAGUUUACCAUUUAGGAAAUUAUAAAAAUGGAAAAAAAUAAGGUUUUUGGUAAACAUUAUAUAAUGGUUAGUUAACGUAUAAUUUAUUUAAUAACUAUAGCGGUGGUGGAUUAUAUGAUGAGAAUGAAUAAAGAAAUGGAAGUUGGACUGAUUUACAUAUCAAUUUCAAUGAGUUUUUAAUUAUUAGUAUUUAAAGUUGGAAUUAAAUAACAUAUUCAGGUGUUUAUAAAAAUGACAAAAAAUAAGGAUUAUGGAAUACAAUUUUUUAGAGGGAAAUCAUGUUAUAUUAUAUUAUUUAUAAUCUUAUUAGUGGAGGAGGUUAAUACGAUGAAAAUGGAUUGAAAAAUGAUAAAUGGACAGAUAUUGAUGAUUAAAUUUGUGAGUAAUUGAAUAGAUAAAUUUAUAGUAUGUACAAUAAUGUUAUUUAUGUUGGAGAAUAUGCAAAAGGAAUUAAAAAAGGAAAUUGGAUUACUAUUAAAAAUGGGAAUAUUAUGUAAAAAUUAAAUUAAUCUAAGUGGUGGUGGUAAUUUUGAUGUCUAUGGUAUGAAAAAUGGUAAAUGGAUAGACGUUAUUAACAAUUUUAAUUAGUAAAUUAAUUAUAAGUAUUACUUUAGAAGGAAUAAUAUUACUGAAGCUGGAAGUUAUUUAAAUGGAAUUAGAGUUGGAUAAUGGAAUUAUGUUUAUAGAGGAUAGAUAAUGUAAUAAUUAAAAAUAAAUUAGUGGUGGUGGGUCUUAUAAUGAUGAAGGUUUUAAAAAUGGAGAAUGGAUAGAGUUUUAUGAUAAUUCGAAAAGGUUAUAAUGAUAUUAUCAUUAGAUAUAUUGAUGUCUUAUGCAAAGGUGUAUAUUACAAUGGUAUAAAAUCAGGAAAAUGGAUAACUAUUAACAAAGGAGAGAAAAUGUAUUCAUAUUAUUGAAUUUAGUGGAGAGGGAUAAUAUAACGAGAAUGGGUUAAAGAUUGGUAAUUGGAUUGAGUUGGAUCAAUAAUUUAGAGAGUAUCUAUAUAUAGUAUAUUAGAUAUAAAUAAGUGAUUUAUGUUGGAAAAUAUGAAAAUGGAAAAAAAUAUGGAUAAUGGGACAUCAUGAGAUUUGGAAAUAUUAUGUAAUCAUUUUUAUAAAUUUUAGAGGUGGUGGCUAAUAUAAUGAUGAUGGAUUAAAAAUUGGUAAAUGGUAGGAUUUGGAUGGUAGUUUUUGCAAGUAAAUCAUUUUUUUUUUCUAUUUUAUUAGUAUUAAAUAAGUUACAUAUGUUGGGGAAUAUUAAAAUGGUGUAAAGUAUGGUAAAUGGGAUUCUAUUCGUUUUAGAAUAAUUAUGUAAGAAAAAUCUAUAUAAAUUCAGAGGUUAAGGAGAAUAUAAUUAUAUUGGUUAGAAAAUUGGAAAAUGGAUAGAUUUGGAUGACCAUUAUCAUAAGCAAGAAUUUAUAUUAAUCAAUUCUCUAGUUCAAAACAGAUAACUAAAGCAGGAAUUUAUUAAAAUGGGAAAAAAUAUGGGCAAUGGGAAAUUAAUUAUAAAGGAUAAAUCAUGUUUUAUUUCAUAUUCUAUAUUAACCUAGAGGUGGAGGUUAAUAUGAUUUUGAUUGGACAAAAAAAGGGAAAUGGAUAGAACCUAUCUAAAAUUUCUAUAGGUUUAUUUAUUAACUAAUAUAGUUUAAAGGAAAUAUUAUUUGAGGGAAUUUAUAAUCAAGGUCAAAAAAUUGGAAAGUGGAAAUCAUAUAAGAAAAGUUAAACAUUGUAAGCAUAUAUUAAAUUAUUAUAAAGAGGAGGAGGAUUAUAUAAUGAAUAGGGAUUAAAACAUGGAAAAUGGAUAGACUUGGAUGAUGAUUAUUAAUCGUAUUCUUAAUAAAAAUAAUUAUAGAUUUAGAUAAAUUACUUACAGUGGUUAAUAUUUUAAUGGAAAACAGAAAGGAAAUUGGUAUAUAUUAUAUAAAGAAGAUCUCAUGUAAAUAUUAAUAUUACUUAUUUUUAGAGGAGGAGGUUCAUAUAAUGAAUAAGGUCUAAAAGAUGGAAAAAGAAUAGAAAUUCAAGAUAACUUUCAAAGGUUUCUAAUUUUUAAUAAACUAGAUUUUGCCAGUUAACAUAUGCUGGUGAAUUUUAGAACGGUAAAAAAAAAGGAAGGUGGUUUAUAUUGUAUUAAGGAAAUGCAUUGUAAGUUAUUUUAAAGAUAAUUUAGUGGUGGAGGACAUUACAAUCAAAUAGGUUUGAAGAAUGGAGAAUGGAUUGAAACAGAUGAUAGUUUUUUUGAGUAUAAAUAUUUAUUAAUUGUUAGUUGGAAUAUGAAGAUACAUUUUAUAACAUAUCAUUAAGGGAUUAAAUAAAAUUAAUAGUUGAUAUCAAGAUUAUGA
Messenger RNA from Paramecium pentaurelia, 2861 nucleotides. The record is from the annotation of a GenBank genome assembly. NCBI's taxonomy places the organism in Eukaryota, Ciliophora, Oligohymenophorea, Peniculida, Parameciidae.